CACUAAUCCACCACAUUACUCAAUGGCGCCCAAAAGCAGCCAGCCCGCUUCGAGUGCCUCCCAGAAGACGAAGCAGCCGUCCAUCUCGAGCUUCUUCACACCAAAGCCGUCUCAAACCCCCAAAGCACCGCCCAAAGCACCGCCCAAAGCUCCACCGAAAGCGUCUCCGCAACCUCCGCCGCCUGCCGCCAACGAUGCGGCUCAUAGCGAUGACGACGAAGAAUCUCUGCCGUUAGGGCGCUCAGUACUGGGCAAGAAGCGCACAGGGCCUGCGUCUGGCGAGGAUGGCGAGCCGCCGAAGCGAUUGCGAGUCUCCGAGAGCGAGGAGGCGCGCCCUUCGCUCGGCCAGGCGACUGCAGCUAGCCUGAACACACCCAAGCCCGUGAAGCUCACAGACCGGACCUCCAAGUUCCUGUUCUCGUCGCCGCCUGCCCAGCGUGACGAGAACGAAGCGGUCGCCGAAGACGAUGCCGCAGCAACUCAACACGAGAGGGAGCGCCUCCACGCCAAGUUCGUCAAGAAGCUCGGGCGUCCAGACAGCUUCGCGGAGCUUCGCAGGCGCAACAAGAUCCUGGCAGAGGAUGAGGCAAAUGGCGACGGCGAAGGCGCUGAGGAGGACGAGGAGGAAGACGCGCCGAAGCCUGCCAAAGGGAAGAAGGGUGUGGCAGCGAAGAAAUCAGCCUCCAAGUUGACCCCAAUGGAGAAGCAAUACUUGGAGAUCAAGCGGAAGCACCUCGAUACCAUCAUCGUCAUGGAAGUCGGAUACAAGUUCAAGUUCUUUGGCGAGGACGCGAGGACAGCAUCCAAGGAGCUGGGCGUCGUUUGCAUACCGGGCAAGUUCAGAUACGACGAGCACCCAUCCGAGGCACAUCUGGACAAAUUCGCGUCGGCGAGCUUCCCGGUGCAUCGACUGCAAGUCCACGUUAAGCGACUCGUCAAGGCAAACCACAAGGUCGGUGUGGUGCGGCAGAUCGAGACUGCAGCACUCAAAGCUGCUGGAGACAAUAGGAACACGCCCUUUGUUCGGAAGCUGACGAAUCUGUACACAAAAGGAACUUAUGUUGACGACGUUGAAGGGUUGGAGGCCGGGAAUGGAAACACAGCGCCGGGCGCGCAAGCCACAGGCUACCUCCUCUGCAUCACCGAAACCAAUGCCAAUGGAUGGGGCACAGACGAGAAGGUGCAGGUUGGCCUGAUCGCCGUGCAGCCCGCAACUGGUGACAUUAUCUACGACGACUUCGAGGACGGCUUCAUGCGAAGCGAGAUCGAAACGCGGCUACUCCAUAUCGCACCUGCAGAAUUUCUGGUCGUCGGCGACUUGUCCAAGGCAACCGACAAGCUCAUACAGCAUCUGUCCGCAAGCAAAACCAAUGUCUUUGGAGAUCGCUCGCGGGUCGAGAGGGUGGAGAAGCCCAAGACGAUGGCUGCACAGGCUUACGGUCACAUCUCCAACUUCUACGCCGACAAGAUGAAGUCUAGCCAGGAAGGAGGCUCAUCAAGCCAAGGUGCCAUCCUUGACAAAGUGCACCAACUGUCAGAACAUGUCACCAUAUGCUUGUCAGCGAUGAUCACGCAUCUGAGCGAAUACGGGCUGGAGCAUGUCUUCGACCUGACCAAGUAUUUUCAACCAUUCAGCGCGAGAUCAUACAUGCUUAUGAACGGCAAUACGCUUUCGAGUCUCGAGAUCUACCAGAAUCAGACCGACUACACUGCCAAAGGCAGCCUGUUCUGGACGAUGGAUAGGACUAAGACUCGUUUCGGGCAGCGUCUUCUCAGGAAGUGGAUCGGACGACCUCUCAUCGACAAGGAGCGCCUUGAAGAACGCAUUGCAGCAGUGGAAGAGCUGAAGAACGGUGAAAAUACCAUACCUUUCGACAAGCUGAAGUUCCUUCUGAGCAGGAUCAGGACGGAUCUUGAGAAGGUUCUGAUCAGGAUAUAUUACAAAAAGUGCACGCGACCAGAGCUGCUGGCUGCGCUGCAAACACUCCAAGACAUUUCUGGCCAGUAUCUGCAGGUGAAGUCGCCCGAGCAAAGCGGCUUCAAAUCACAUCUGCUCAGUGAAGCCGUAUCGAACAUUCCUAAGAUCUACGAUGAUCUGAACACCUUCCUCGAGAAGAUCAAUGCCAGUGCUGCCAAAGCGGAUGAUAAGUAUGGAUUCUUCCAGGAGGAGCACGAAGCAGAAGACAUCAACGAUUUGAAGCUCAGCAUUGCCUCAGUCGAGGACGAUCUGAACACACACCGCGCGGAAGCCGCUGCGAAACUUGGCACGAGUAAAGUCGAUUACGUCACUGUCGCUGGCAUCGAGUACCUCAUCGAAGUCAAGCGCAAGUCUCCGCAAGAAAAGAAGGUCCCUGCAUCGUGGCAGCAGAUCUCCGCAACAAAGGCUACCCUGCGCUUCCACACGCCAGAAGUCAAGCGCAUGUGUCAGGAGCGUGACCAGUACAAGGAGUCCUUAGCUGCAGCAUGUGACGCUGCUUUCAAGCGCCUACUAGAUGACAUCUCAGCAAAGUAUCAAGAGCUUCGCGACUGCGUUCAUUCGAUCGCGACGCUUGACGCGCUUUUCUCUCUGGCCAUUCUUGCUAACCAGCCUGGCUACGUGAAGCCCACCUUCGUAGACGAUAUCGAACUCAACAUCACUGGUGGUCGACACCCUAUGGUCGAGCAGCUACUUUUAGACGCCUAUGUGCCGAACGACCUGCACCUUUCACACUCUGCCACGCGCGCUCUGUUGGUAACAGGACCUAAUAUGGGCGGCAAGUCCUCCUAUGUACGUUCUGCUGCUCUCAUUGCCAUCAUGGGACAGAUCGGGUCGUAUGUGCCAGCAACCGAGGCACGACUCGGUAUGCUGGAUGCGGUGUUCACACGCAUGGGCGCGUUCGACAACAUGCUCAAGGGCGAAUCGACCUUCAUGGUCGAACUCAACGAGACAUCCGAUAUCCUCAAGUCUGCGACUCCACGUUCGCUCAUUAUCCUCGACGAGCUUGGUCGUGGAACCAGUACCUUUGACGGUGUGGCUAUCGCUGAGGCAGUGCUUGACUACGUGAUUCGCGACUUGCAGAGUCUGACGCUAUUCAUCACGCACUACCAACAUCUGUCGAAGCUUCAUUCACGGUUCACAAAGGACGAAUUGAAGAAUGUGCACAUGUCGUUUGAGGAACGCGACGGUGGUAGAGAGCUCGUCUUCUUGUACGAGGUUGCCGAAGGCACGAGUCAUCGCUCUUACGGACUGAACGUCGCGCGGCUGGCCAAAGUACCGGAGAAGGUGAUCGAUGUUGCUGGUGUGAAGAGUGCUGAGCUGGAGGACGACAUGGCGGCCUACAAGAUAGGCAACUUAUCGCGAGUGAUGAAGAGUCUGAUGGCAGGUGCAUCUGAAGGAAGCCUUGACAAACUCAUCGAAGGUAUUGAACAGCUGUAAACGCGCACAUCUUCAUGAACAAGAUCAGCAGACGAUUCUAGGAGGAUAGUAGCUAGAGGUACAGAAUAAUACCCACAUCUCGG
This is a messenger RNA of Boeremia exigua, 3498 nucleotides long. RefSeq names its product DNA mismatch repair protein MSH3. Gene Ontology annotation, biological process: mitotic recombination; mismatch repair. Gene Ontology annotation, molecular function: ATP binding; ATP-dependent DNA damage sensor activity; mismatched DNA binding. The transcript is spliced from 2 exons. Bases 23 to 3415 code for a protein of 1130 amino acids. Gene Ontology annotation, cellular component: nucleus. NCBI's taxonomy places the organism in Eukaryota, Fungi, Ascomycota, Dothideomycetes, Pleosporales, Didymellaceae. The record is from RefSeq and is a predicted model, not a curated record.